This is a messenger RNA of Staurois parvus, 1255 nucleotides long. Lineage: Eukaryota; Metazoa; Chordata; Amphibia; Anura; Ranidae. The record is from the annotation of a GenBank genome assembly.
AUGGCGAACGCAGUGGCAGCUGGCGGGGUGACUAGCGGCUCCAGCCGGAAGAGGAUUAUGAGGGAGGAAGACAUGACUAAAGUGGAGUUUGAGACCAGCGAGGAGGUGGAUGUAACUCCCACGUUCGAUACCAUGGGGCUGCGGGAGGACCUGCUGCGGGGCAUCUAUGCCUAUGGGUUUGAAAAACCAUCAGCUAUCCAACAAAGAGCAAUAAAGCAGAUUAUCAAAGGAAGAGAUGUAAUAGCACAGUCACAGUCUGGUACAGGCAAAACAGCAACAUUUUUGUGUGUCUGUUCUUCAGUGUUUAGACAUUCAGGUUCGUGAAACACAGGCUUUAAUCUUGGCACCGACCAGAGAAUUGGCAGGGCAGAUUCAGAAGGUACUUCUUGCUUUGGGAGAUUAUAUGAAUGUACAGUGUCACGCUUGUAUUGGAGGAACCAAUGUUGGUGAAGAUAUCCGAAAACUGGAUUAUGGGCAGCAUGUUGUUGCUGGAACACCUGGACGUGUAUUUGAUAUGAUCCGCCGCAGAAGUUUAAGAACGCGUGCCAUUAAAAUGCUAGUUUUGGAUGAAGCUGAUGAGAUGCUUAAUAAAGGGUUCAAGGAACAGAUUUAUGAUGUAUAUAGAUACCUGCCUCCUGCCACCCAGGUUGUCCUGAUCAGUGCUACUUUGCCACAUGAGAUUUUGGAAAUGACCAAUAAAUUCAUGACUGAUCCCAUACGUAUCCUGGUGAAGCGUGAUGAGUUGACAUUGGAAGGGAUUAAGCAAUUCUUUGUAGCUGUUGAGAGAGAAGAAUGGAAGUUUGACACUUUGUGCGAUUUGUAUGAUACGCUGACAAUUACACAGGCUGUGAUCUUCUGUAAUACAAAAAGAAAGGUGGAUUGGUUGACCGAGAAAAUGAGAGAAGCCAACUUUACAGUGUCUUCAAUGCAUGGUGACAUGCCACAGAAAGAACGAGAAUCCAUUAUGAAAGAAUUCAGAUCGGGUGCCAGUCGAGUUCUUAUUUCCACUGACGUGUGGGCCAGAGGACUGGAUGUGCCACAGGUUUCCUUGAUAAUUAACUAUGACCUCCCCAAUAACAGAGAAUUGUAUAUCCACAGGAUUGGUCGUUCAGGACGUUACGGUAGAAAAGGUGUGGCCAUUAACUUUGUAAAGAAUGAUGAUAUUCGUAUCUUGAGAGAUAUUGAACAGUACUACUCUACUCAGAUUGAUGAAAUGCCCAUGAAUGGUAUGUACAUACAUUAUCUUAAUAUUUAG